AUGAAGGAUAGCAAGACAUACCUACUGUGUAUUUUCGGAUUGUUUAUUUUAUUUUAUACUUGUGACGCUGAGAUUCAGUGCCCUGCAAAACUGGGCUGUUUUCCUAGUGCAGAAGAAUUAUUCGGGAAUGGAAACGCUCAAAGAACGAUAACUUUUGAUUCCACGUGUUCUGCUGGAGAUGUGUACAAAUCCAUAGAAAUAUCGGAUGGCAACAAUUACACUUGUUCUGUUUCAAACGAUUCAGAUAUUCGGGAUAAAGUUUCCAAGCAAGUUACCGUACCCAUCACACAAGAGACCGUGACAGUGUCCGUACCCAAUUUCAAUACGUAUUGGCAGUCCCAAACUCCAGCGUUGGAUAAAGAUUUGGUGUUAAAUAUGAAUGGCAUAUUUCUUAUUAACAAAAUUGAAAUAUCUUUCAUUGCACCGCAUGGCGAUCCAGAUAAAAUAUUGGAUGGGAGACCAAAAGCUCUGGCUAUUGAGAAAUUAGACCAAUCCAACACUUGGAUUGGCCUAGUGUACAUUGCUGAAAACUGCGCCGACUUUCCCAAUGUGCACGUUUUGCCAAAAGUCGGGUCCAAUUUUAACGCAACGACGUCCUACUGUAAGCAGGCCCAGUUUGGUAAUGACACUGACACACAGUUUCUUGCAGACUCAGUUGGUGGAAAGAGGGACAUCCCUGGAAAUGUCCAAAAGUUUCAGGUGAACUUCCACCCGAGUCUUGACCACAGCAGUGAGUUCUACUCGUCGCCUUCUGUACAGCGCUACUUCACGACCUCAGCACUGCGGGUUCGAUUGGUGAAACCGACCAGAACGGAACCCCUUCGAUCCUAUUUCGCCAUUGCUGAUAUUUCUGUUAAAGGAACUUGCGCCUGUUUUGGACAUGCAGCAUCUUGUAAAGGAGUGAAUGGUAAUGAAUGUGUUUGUAAACACAACACUGAUGGUGUCAACUGUGAAACCUGUCUGCCUCUCUAUAACAACCGCACAUGGAAGAUGGGCACACAAGACGCAGCUAAUGAAUGUCAAGCGUGUAACUGCAAUAACCAUGCAGCCUCGUGCCAUUUUGACGCCACCAAGGGAUAUGGCGUUUGUGAUGACUGUCAGAAAAACACAGUGGGUGACCACUGUGAUAGCUGUACAACUGGUUACUAUAUCAACCAGGCCCUCGUACCAGGUGCCGAAGUUCAGCCUCCCACGGGAAACUGUUCAGUGAAGGAUGCACCGAGGUCUGGACGUCCCAGAAAAACCAAUGACAGGGAAGACCGUGCUCUCGUAUGCCAAGCCAGACGAAGCCCAAAGUCUACUUGUACACAGCUGCGACAUGGAUGGCAUCCAUACAACAGAGUGUCCAUCAGCACCAUCAGACGCCGCCUAAAUUCUGCAGGAUUGAGACCAAGACGACCAAUCAGACGUCCACUCCUCACAAAUCAGCACCGCCAUGCCCGUUUAGCCUGGUGCCAAGCACGUAAUCGCUGGAACCUGAGGACAUGGAGAAGGAUCCACUGGUCCGAUGAAAGCAGAUUUUUGCUGCAUCAUACAGACGGGAAGGCACGAGUUUGGAGGCAGAGAGGCACAGCAUAUGAUCAGAGGAACAUUCAAGCUGAGGUUCCAUUUGGGGGUAGAUCCGUCAUGGUAUGGGGGUGUUGUUCCUAUGAUUGUAAACUUGACCUCAUCACAGUUCCCGGAACACUGAAUGGACAGAUGUACCAGAACUUGAUCCUGGACGUUGCUGUUGUGCCUCAUUUCGAUAACCAUGCUCUCGCCACACGUCCAGUCUUCAUGGACGAUAAUGCCAGACCACAUCGUGCUCGAGCUGUUGUUCAGCAUCUCCAACACAACGCCAUUGAGACACUACCAUGGCCUGCCAGAAGUCCAGACCUAAAUCCUAUUGAGCAUUUGUGGGACAUUUUGGGACGUAGGGUGAGAGCAAGGGAUCCUCCAGUUCAGAACCUUCAGGAAUUGACCCAUGCAUUGUAUGAUGAGUGGCAGCAGAUCCCUCAACAGAGCAUCAGACGUCUGGUGACAAGCAUGAGAAGGCGUGUAGAACAUGUUAUCCAAGUGCGAGGUUAUGACAGUACUCAGAAUGUUGAAUAUGAAUGCAACAGCUACUGCAUACCUUGUAACUGCAGUCGUAAUGGUACAAAUAUCAAUUCACUGUUUUCCUGUGACAUCCGGUCUGGACAGUGCCCGUGUAAGAAUAACGUCAUGGGCAACAUGUGUAAUGAAUGUAAGGACACAUUCUGGGGUCUCAGCAGCUCCCUAACCGAUGGAUGUCAAAGCUGCAGUUGUAGCAGCAUUGGUUCUUUUAACAGCACCAACUUCUGUAACAAGGAGACGGGCAACUGUGUUUGUAAAACCAAUGUUGAAGGACAGUCUUGUGAUCGGUGUAAGCCUAGAAGCUAUAACCUGCAGUCGGAUAACUUUCAAGAUGGCUGUACUUUGUGUGACUGUGACUCUGGUGGGGCUGUUAACCCAGAAUGCAAUGUUCUAACUGGGCAGUGUACGUGUCGAAACAACAUAGAGGGGAGAAACUGCAAGCAGACUGCCAUUGGUUUUUAUGUGCCCAAACUGGAUCACUUCACAUUCGAUGUUGAAUUCCAGAAUACAGAGGGAUUGAAAACGGUCGACGUACCAGGCCAUGGGAAUUUGGACUCAACCGUCACUGGUCAUGGUUUGGUGGAGCUGACACCAGGAAACACGAUGACAGUGAAGUUGUCGGUGCCUGCCCCUCUAACUCGCAUGUUUGAGGUGAUCAUCAGGUAUCAGCAGAAGGGUUCCCGAUCUGUUGUCCAAGGGGUGAUAACUCAGGAUAAUGGAGUGAACUAUGAGUGUAAUGGCCAGCAGUAUACACCAGGAAAGACAUGGACGUUUUCAAAUGAAUUAUUUGGACCAACAAACACAGGAUCUACGGUACUAACAAGUGUGUGUAUGAAAGAGCUACAGACCUACACACUGACUCUGACAACAACUAGCACUUCUCUUAUUGACUCGAUCGUGUUGCUGCCUCAAAUUGAGGAUCUGUCCGUGUACACAUCAGCUGAUGCAGAAAGCCGAACAAAAAUGAAAGACUGUUGGGACACCAGCAAGUCUGUUAACCUAGCUCAGAGAGAAAACAUGACUUGUUCGGUGAUUGAAUUUUCACUGAUGGCAGAAUUCUUUGGAGGAGCAAUUCCGUGUGCAUGCAAUGUAUCUGGAACACAACCGAGCAUAAUGUGUGCACAUCUUGGAGGCCAGUGUGCAUGCAAAGAUAACACCAUUCUUCGUGACUGCAGUAUGUGCAGGGUGGACUCUUAUGGACAGAACAUGCUAGGAGUGUGCACAGCAUGUAACUGUAACCUCGGUGGCUCAGAGAAUGCAUUCUGUAAUGACACUGGAUUUUGUAAGUGUCGGUCAAACGUCUUAGGGAUGAAAUGUGAUUCGUGCUUACAAGAUUACUAUGGCCUCGCUACAGGAAGAGGUUGUGUCAACUGCCAGUGCAAUCAAGUCUAUUCCAUUAACAACACCUGUGCCGAUGAUGGACAGUGUCCUUGCAAGCCUGGCGUGGGAGGAAAGCUUUGUACCAAAUGCUUGGAUGGAUUCUUCAAUUUGACAACUGGGGGUUGUUCCCCUUGUGACUGUCAUGCAGAUGGCAGCAGUGGUUCAGUUUGCAAUGACGUGACUGGAGCAUGUACAUGUAAAUCUGUGACAACUGGACCCAAAUGUGCAAAAUGCAAGCCAGGAUACUUCGGAAUUGGACCUUGGAGCACCGAGGGCUGUAUGACAUGUUUCUGCUCGGGUGUCACCAACAGCUGCUACUCGCCUCCAGGCUGGUACAAGGCCAAGACUGUCAGUCUGUGGACGUUGGGCAGUGACGCUGCGGUUGAUGACCGUUGGGUGGGCAAAGAUGAUGUCGGCAGUGAUGUCCCCGUCACUGAAGCCAUUGUCCUGACUUAUAAACCUCCGAGAUAUGUUAUGCGGAUAACAAAUGUAGGCGAUAAUCUUCAACGAGCUCAUUUGUUUUUUGUGGCUCCUUCAAAAUUCCUUGGCAACAAGCAGUCGUCUUAUGGUAUGAAGUUGACGGUCUCUCUGCGAACAUCAUCAAAUGGUUCUCUGAUUGAAAACAGGACCAACGGAGAUAUCAUCCUCAAAGGAAGAGAUACAGACUUCGUCCUGGUGAAACAACUGCCGAGCAUACCAUACGGUUCGGGCACAUCAUCAGUAGAUUAUGCCUUUCUCAUGAGAGAGACCGAAUGGUUUGUAAAUUCCACCAAUGGAACAGCAGCAUCAUACCAAGACCUGAUGAAAACUCUGUCAAACUUACAGUCGUUUAAAAUUAGAGCCAAAUACAGUAAUGAGAGCCGUGCGUACACAGACUUGCACCAUGUUAUAAUGGAACAUGCAAGCAACAGUGGAGAAGAAUUGGUCAACAAUGUGGAGCAGUGUGACUGUCCUGUCCAGUUUACGGGCCAACACUGUGAGAGCUGUGCUUCGGGCUAUAAACGUGAAACAUUGACCGGUAGUCAGUUCGGCACCUGCGUUAAGUGUGAGUGUAACGGUCAUGAUGGCGGACCGUGUGACCCCCAGACCGGUGUCUGUCAGUGUACACACUUCACAACAGGAGACAGGUGUGACCAGUGUCUACCUGGUUAUUAUGGCAAUGCUCUUGGAGGAAACCCAGAUGACUGUCAACCGUGCAUGUGUCCCGGUGAUGUGGUAGCAAAUGAGGUGAAUGUAUUUGCUUCAACGUGUGAGCUGGCACCUGCAGGACAGCCAAGUCCACUCUGUCACAACUGUUCUGUGGGUCACACCGGCAACAGGUGCGAUGUGUGUGACACCAAUUACUACGGUGUUCCUAAGGACCCCCAGAACAACAAUGGUAGGUGUGUUCCGUGUGUUUGCAACAGUCGUGCCGACACCUGCAACUCUACAACGGGAAACUGUAUAAACUGCACGCUCAACACCGAAGGCAAAGAGUGUGAAAUCUGUGCACAGUCUUAUUUUGGAGACGCCAUGAGGGGGACCUGUAAACCUUGUAAUUGUGAAGCGUCUGUUGGUUCUACUGGAGAAUGCGACCACAACAAUGGCCGGUGUACGUGCCGGCCGAAUGUUAUUGGCUUCAACUGUGACCGGUGUGUUAAUCUCGCCUUCAACUACAGCAGCGGCGUCGGCUGUACAAUGUGCGACUGUGACGUGAACGGAGCCAUUGUUCUCAGCUGUGAUGGGGCAACUGGCCAGUGUAGCUGUCGGAGUCAUGUGAUUGGUCGUCAGUGCAAUAUUUGUGAGGCCACCUACUGGAAGCUGAAUCCAGCAACAGGAUGUGAUGUGUGUAGCUGUGAUUCACGGGGAACUGCAAACACAGAUCCGUUCGGAACAUGUGACAUCGUCACCGGACAGUGUAACUGUUCUUCUGAGGCAAUUAUUGGACGCACAUGUGACGAGUGUGCCAAGAUGUCAAAAAAAAGCUACUCAUUUAUCCGCACAUUUGUUAUUGGUGCCUAUCCUGACUGCGUUCACUGUGGAGAAUGUUUCGACAGCUGGGCAGGGAAGAUUGACAGUAUUUACAAUAAUCUUAUACAGCUCGAUGUGAAAGCCAAAGAAAUUUGGAAGCAUUACAAUAACCAGGAUGCUGAGGGUGUCCGACGGGCUCUGGAGGAAAUUAAAACAAACAUAGCCAACGCGGAGCUCUCUAUUGAGAAGGCUGAGAACGUCUCGAAGGAACUCAGUCUACUGCAUGGUGACCUCCAGCAGGUGCUGAUCAAAGCCAACAAUUUGGAUCGUGAGUUGGAUGUUCUGCAACAAGAACGGGACAGUGCAAACAGAGACCUGUCGACCAGUUCAGCAUUCACCGGGGUAUUCCAGACCGACGCAGGAGUCAUCCUUUCAGAGAGUGAACUCGUCAACAAAGUUAACUCUCUCAAACAACAUACCGAAGCGUCCUACCAAAUGGGUAACAGCUCCUGGACGAAAAUCAAGAGUCUGUCGUUCCUCGUUGGGUCGGCGGAUGAGAGCGUCAAGCUGCUGCACAGCCGGGUGAGCACGGCAAUGUUGGUGCUGUCCAUGGCGAUGACCACAUACAGGUCGGCAAAAAGCAUCUACGAAGGAACAUAUCUGAAUGGUUUCAAGAGCAACGAGAACACCAUAGCCCAGGGAAUGGCGGCAUAUGCUGCAGCGAUGGUAGAACUGAACAGGAUUAAAGGCGUACUGGGGCAGAUUCAGACACAGACCGCGCAGGCGAACGCAAUGAUGACAUCGGCCGUAGAACUCGCCCGUCAGAAGAGGUCUUCUCUUGAAGAGGCGCUGAGACAAAGUCAGGGUGCCAAGGUGAUUGCAGAUGCUGCUGUGAUGUCGGCACAGAAUGCAGAGGCGUCUGUCAAUGUUUUCAAGUCUGAAGCAGAGAAAACCAAGGAAGACCUGACGGUUGCCUUCAGGAAGGUUGUGGAAGGAUCCGUGUCACUGCAAGAGGUUGUGAAGCAGAUGGCGAAUAUCACCACUCUUGUCAACACCAUUCUCAACCUGAAGUUACGGCCCUUGUCCGACAUGGAGACCAUUACAAAUGACAUUCGGAACGCACCAAUUUCAAACACUGACGUCACAGCAAUCAACACUAAAGCUCAGCAAGCUUUAGUCACCGCACAGAAGUCUCUGAAUGACACACAGAAAGCUAUGGAUGACUCGCGUAAAGCGCUGGAACAGGUGCAGGGAAUUCGUGAUAAUCUUGCACAAGCCGAGACCCUUCGAUCAGAGGCCCAGCAGCUGAAGACAGAGACAGACUCGUACAAUACAACAGUCAAUAAUGCCAUAACUCAGAUAAACACGAAGGUUACGGAUGCUGACACCUUAUCUCAGUCCACGUCAACUGCUAUCUUGUUGGUGCUAGCCGCCAUUGGCACGGCCAAUCAGUGCUUUACAGACAAGGAUGCCGCAGCAACGGCAGCCGUCAAUGCAGCGACAGCUGUUGAGAAUGAGGCUCAGUCCCUUGCCAAGAGUCAUAACCAAGCAGGAAGUGUUGCAAAUCUGCUUGAUGAAGAAUUAACGAAGAAAGAUUACAGUCAACCACUGAUGGAUAUUGAUAAAGCCAACGUCCAGCUAAUGGGCAUCAGCAAUGAGUUGAAAACUGUUCAAAUGAUGGCCGAUCUACAAGCGAUGCUCCGUGCGUAUUUGGUUCAGCGUGAUGAGAUGAUCAUCCUGGAGAACGAACUGAGUGCCCAGGAGUCGGAGCUCGACAUGCUCAUCCAGUCCCUGCAGCUCAACUCUCAGACAUCCAAGUGUACCACCAACUGAGUGGGACGUCACAACAGUGUGCUGAUAUAGGCGUCGGACGAUGCUGGCAACUGGGGUGCCGGUUGGGGCAAGCCCAUAGGAACGAUAUAUGGAGUGAGGGGGAGGGCACAGUCUUUAGUAACGGGGCAACAGUCUCUGGGGUUGUGGGGGGGGGGGGGAGACAUUGGCUACAUUUUUAUCUUUAUUUGUAUAGAGUAGGACAAAAAACAUACAUUUUCAUCUUUAAAAAAUGUACAUUUUCGUCUUUAAAAAACUUUAUGGUUUUGUUCUCAAGUGUCUGGUUCCUACAAGCCUCUGGGGGUAGUUAUAAAUGAAUUUUUAAACUUGUGGUGGUACGGCAUAUUCAGGCCUCCUCUGCUUCAUAGUUGAGGGGGCUUUUGCACCCAGCUGCCCAACUCCCUAAUCCCCACCUAGGGUUUAAGCUGGACGCCCAAUAUUAAUAGCAGUUUGGCAAAUUUGUUUAUAAAAUCUGUAGCCAAAUUCAAGUAGCAUUUCGCUAACCAGAAUUAUUUUGAAAAAUAGCUAUACACUUACAAAUGACACUUUCAGCAUUACGUACAAUUUUUUUUCAGCAUUACGUAUUGUAGCACUUACUUUUUAAUUAUCUUUUGGGGUGAAUUAGUAAUAAGACAUAUAUUCACCAAAUUCAUCUUUAAAUUGCAUUUGGCAAAUGACAGCUUAAACCCUAGCCCCACCCCACCCCCACCCCCUGAUUCCAACACUCAUGGCUUAUAAUACUUGGCAGGCUUUUGCAGGAGACUGAUGCUUAUUGGUCAUUUCUUCCAAACUCGCACGGUCUCAGUUUUAUGCAAUUCUCAUGAAAUUUCUUAAGAUUAGAACAUCACAUAUAUUUCUCCCCAAAAUUACCUCAUAUCCAGUAAAAUGUUACAAAACUUCUAACAAGCAGGUAUGUUAGUUUGUUUUGUUUAACAACACCACUAGAGCACAUUGAUAAAUUAAUCAUCGGCUAUUGGAUGUCAAAAACAAGAAGGUAUAUAUAUGACAACUUAAUAUUUUGCUUUAUUAAUAAGAUUAAUUUAUUAUUUUUUACAAUAGGAACAAAUUGCCAGGUGAAAAGCACUUAAUGCUGUCUGAUGUACAAUCACAGGUAUAUUUAGGAUUAGUUCUUUGGAUCUUCAGUUUACUAAAUUUGAGAUUGAUUUUGUUUUUAUAUCAUUUGUAAAAUAGUAUCACUUUGUAAAAAUGUUAAAUUGUGAGAAAUCGAUUACCCAGUAUUCUGUAAGACUGGAGUACAUGUAUAUGCCUUUGUCAGAGAGCCGAUGAUAUGUAGAUUUACAUGUCAGUUUUUCUCUUUCCACAAACUCUGCAAUUGAGCGAGCAACACACAAUUGUUUCUGUUCAUAAUGACAGAACAGGCUUAUAUGACUGCACUUAAAAUUAUUUACUGAUGAUCAAAAGAAAGUAUACCGAAAGAUUUCGAUAUGAAAUUGCCCAUUUUAGCACUAGAGCUGUUUGUGAACUGUAAUAUUCACAUUUGAUGGUAAUAAUUGUGUAUACUAGCGAUGAAAUGUAUAACUGUUAUUCCGCAAUAUAACUUUGGGAACAAAUAUGUGUCGCAAUAUUUUACUAGAGUCACAUGUAUGU
Gigantopelta aegis is the source of this 8862-nucleotide messenger RNA. Its product is annotated as laminin subunit beta-1-like. Gene Ontology annotation, molecular function: DNA binding. Lineage: Eukaryota; Metazoa; Mollusca; Gastropoda; Neomphalida; Peltospiridae. The record is from RefSeq and is a predicted model, not a curated record. The coding region runs from base 1 to 7257 and encodes 2418 amino acids. The transcript has 37 exons. Gene Ontology annotation, biological process: DNA transposition; DNA integration.